Molecule: messenger RNA, 370 nt
Organism: Staurois parvus
Lineage: Eukaryota; Metazoa; Chordata; Amphibia; Anura; Ranidae
Source: the annotation of a GenBank genome assembly
UCCGGGGAGACCAGAUAUAGUGAAUGCAGGGUCCGGGGAGACCAGAUAUAGUGAAUGCGGUGUCCAGGGAGAUCAGAUAUAGUGAAUGCAGGGUCCGGGGAGACCAGAUAUAGUGAAUGCAGGGUCCGGGGAGACAGGAUAUAAGGAAUGCAGGGUCCGGGGAGACCAGAUAUAGUGGAUGCAGGGUCCGGGGAGACCAGAUAUAGUGAAUGCAGGGUCUGGGGGGACCGGAUAUAGUGAAUGCAGGGUCCGGGGAGAACGGAUAUAGUGAAUGCAGGGGUCCGGGGAGACCGGAUAUAGUGAAUGCAGGGUCCGGGGAGACCAGAUAUAGUGAAUGCAGGGUCCGGGGAGACCAGAUAUAGUGAAUGCA